UUUAUUGGGUGAGCCACUGGAUUACCUUGCUUAUUUUCAUCAGGUGCUAACGCAAGUAACUUUUCGCAAAGGACUUGUCAAGACUUAUCAUUUCAUUUUUCUCGAUUCAAGAAAUUUUAUGCCCAUGAAUCACAUAAUGAAUUGGCGAAUCUUUUUUGUCAUGGUAAACGUUUUCAUUUUCUGCCAUUCAAGAACCUUGACUUCAAAAGAAGAAAUGCCUUUAUCUGGUUUACUUAGCGAUUUCAAAAAUGAAGGAGAUAACAUAAUUGAAAAAAGAAUAACAAAGGACAACUGUUGUCGUCGUCCUGGUUAUGUAUACUAUUCAAAAAUUCUGGGUGAGCCGAAAUGUGUACGAAGAUUAAAGAGCGUGCGGAAGAAUUUGCGUUUACGUAAAUAUAGAAUGUAUUUAAAGUCAAAUAUAUUUCUGCUUGGUGGAAACUUGAUAUUAUAUAAAGGUAUUCUCAUGGCGACAAUUUGUCCUCCAGCUUCAUGUUAUGAUGUUAAAUAGCUAUGUCAAAAAAUUUUUUAUAGUUUUCAUAAUAUGUAUACCCCAUUCUUGUACUUAAUGCUUUAUAUGAUUUUUAAUGUUGUUAUGACCAGUUUCUGUAGUAGACGGUGUUAUAACAUUUAAUAAUCAUUUUACUCACCAUUAAUUGCACAAGACGAAGAAAAAUAAACCAUUCUUGACUAUGCUUGCUCAAAUACAUAAA
Molecule: messenger RNA, 710 nt
Organism: Xenia sp. Carnegie-2017
Lineage: Eukaryota; Metazoa; Cnidaria; Anthozoa; Malacalcyonacea; Xeniidae
Exons: 4
Coding region: 119-508 (129 amino acids)
Source: RefSeq, a predicted model, not a curated record